Paracoccidioides lutzii Pb01 is the source of this 228-nucleotide messenger RNA. RefSeq lists its product as hypothetical. The transcript has 2 exons. The record is from RefSeq and is a predicted model, not a curated record. The coding region runs from base 1 to 228 and encodes 75 amino acids.
AUGCAAAAGGUUGCAGACCUGCUGCAGGCCGCAGGACACGGAUCAAGUAAUCAAUACGGCAUCGCAAUAAGCCCACGAUUUGACACAAGUCUCCAAGGAUGUGCCAGAGAGUCACAUCUGGACAAUCCCGAAAGCCCCGAAUGCACAAAAUUGGUUAGAUCGCUAACUGACAAGCCUGGAAGAUCAAGCAUUAGCAACCUCACCGCAUCCCGAUGGUUGUUGGUUUGA